AUGAUGAAAUUUCAGUUGACACAAAGAUUUUGGUUCCUUGUAUUCAUUAUAUUGAAUUGUUUUGUUGCCGUAACAAGUUUUAUAUUAUUUGUAUUAAGUAUAAAAGCCGAGGAUAAUCUACUUAAAUAUAAAUUAAUAUUACAAUAUACAAUACCAGCUAUUUAUCCAACAGGAAUAUUUACAGGAAGUCUUGGUUUAAUAACAGCAUGUUUAGGAUUUUUUGGAUUAUGGAAACAAAUGAAUAUUUUAUAUCUUUUACAUGUAAUUUGUUUGUCCUUAGCAACAAUCAUCAAUCUAUGUAUAGCUAUUGUAACACUGAUAACUGAUCAUCAAUUUUUUAUAAAUGCUAAACAAGCAUUAAAUACUACUAUUAAAUAUUAUUAUAAGAAUGAUGAAUAUGCAGAUGAAUUUGAUGAAUUACAUAGAAAAUUUUUCUGCUGUGGAGUUAAUUCGUAUGCUGAUUUUAAAAAAGCUAAAGUAUUAAUACCAUUCUCGUGUAGAGUUGGUCAGUAUGUUUAUGCAAGUGGGUGUUUUGAUGAAUUAAGUGAAUACGUACAAUAUUAUAUAACAUUAUUAACAUCAAUUUGUUUUACUACAUCAUUUAUCUAUGCUGUAUUCAUAGGUGUAGCAAUUAGAAAUCUUCGUAAAUCAAUUAAAGCAAUAAAUUCAUCUUCAUAA
Messenger RNA from Schistosoma bovis, 678 nucleotides. Lineage: Eukaryota; Metazoa; Platyhelminthes; Trematoda; Strigeidida; Schistosomatidae. The record is from the annotation of a GenBank genome assembly.